AUGGCGCUCGCGCUUCAGCGCAUGGCUCUCCAACGCCUCGUACUCAUCCUCGAGCCUCGUAGUUCCAACGGCUACCCCCGGAGUUCCAGUUCCACCAUCGAUAGCGAUUUCGACGUUGACAAGUUCGCGUCCAAAUUGCGCAGCCUCUGCUGGGACGUGAGCGCCACCAAGUGGGUGGUUAAGGAGAUGGAGAUUAGAGGGUGUGCGGUGCCACUUGUUGGUACAAGUGGCGAUGGAGAUGGAGAUGGUGAGGCUACCGAGAAGAAGCAGAAGGAGGAGGAGGAGGAGAGGAGGAGCAAGUGUGAGGGUGCGAUGAAGCGGUAUUUGAAGGGCGCCAUUAUGGCGUUGCCGCGGUUGACCAAAGUCGAGACGCACGACGUCUGGCCAACGAGACUGAUCACCCAAGCCCUCCUCGAAAAAGCGUCCCAAUUCACCUCGCUCACAAUCAACGCCUCGCGUAUCCACCUCCCGUACUUCCUCUCCAACGACCCCGACAGCAACGAAAGCGUCCUCAUGCGCAUCCUCUCAUACAAAUGGGACUUUCCCAAUCUCAAACACCUGAAGGUGAAGCUACCUGAGCCGGGGAGCGCCAGCUCCUCAGGGCCGAUGUUCAGCCGCCGAGGCUCGUACUACGAGGUUCUCCACUCUCAGGCCGCUAAGAUGUCAUAUUUUGUCCCCUGGCUCGCGAAUUUGGUCGGCCAGUGCGCGGGGGAGGUGGAAUGUUUGGAACUGGACGUGCCGAAUCAUGAGGUGCAUCUGGGGACGCUUGUGGGCUGGGGAUGUGGCGAGCGAUUGGAAAGGGUGGUCCUGCGCUCCAAGGGGUGUUCGCGUCUCCCGGAGAAAGGGAGUGGUAGUAGUAGUAGCAGCGGCGGUAGUAGUGUCAGAAGCAAGUUGUUGAAGUUGGAGAGGGAGUUUGGGAGGUUAAGGGAGGUGGAGUUGGAGGAUGAGAAUGAGAAUGAGAAUGGGAGAGGGUAUGGGAGGACGAAGAAGAGGAAGGGGAGGACGCCUUGGGAGGCACUUGAAGAGGCGAAGAUGUGGGUGACUUUGGUUCGCAGUACUCCGGUCAGUGAAGGCCUUUUGGCAUACCUGACUGCACACCCUGGGGCCUUGGAAUCUCUUGCCUUUGUUCACCUUGCCUCAGAACAUACCGAAGAGGAGCAGGACGAUGGAACAGACCGCCUUGCGCAAACAUUCUGGUCGAGUGUUCUUCCUAGGUUUAAGAAGAGUUUGAAGAAGCUGGUGGUGGAGACGCAGUACGAGUGUGGGUGGUGUCUUCGGAACGCUGGAGUGAAGUGCUUGGCGGGUUUCGAGAGCCUCGAGCAUUUGGAGAUUCCGGUGCAUACUGAAGCCGGAGUUCUGCUUGAUGAAGAGGGAGGGUCGGUGUUUAUUAGGACGUUGUUAGACCUCCUAGCAUCUAGCAACCCCUCCUCCCCUGGACCAAUGUCCGUCCUUAAACUGCAGUUCUGCCAGACUCGAUCUUAUUUUUAUUACGUCCCAACUGGACAGAGGAAACGCGAAGCGAAAGCGAAGGAGGCGCUGGAGAAGGGAUUGGAGAGGUAUUCAUGGAGAGUGGAAUCCGGGAAUGCAGUGGGACAGGACUUUGAGCCUUCGCUUCCUUGUAACGUCGGGGUGGGCGCUUGUGAAUUUCAGUUGAAGAGCGAGGUGAAGGAGGGUUCGGGAGAUGUAUGGUGGUCGUAUACCCGAGUUCAAGUGGAAUCCGAUACUGAUAAACCGGCGUAUGGACCAAUUCCUGGUUCACCAGGGCCUGAUUCAGACGAUGAUUCAGUGUCCGAGGAUAGUGUAUAG
This is a messenger RNA of Coprinopsis cinerea okayama7#130, 1806 nucleotides long. RefSeq lists its product as hypothetical. Bases 1 to 1806 code for a protein of 601 amino acids. The transcript is spliced from 3 exons. NCBI's taxonomy places the organism in Eukaryota, Fungi, Basidiomycota, Agaricomycetes, Agaricales, Psathyrellaceae. The record is from RefSeq and is a predicted model, not a curated record.